Molecule: messenger RNA, 615 nt
Organism: Anopheles nili
Lineage: Eukaryota; Metazoa; Arthropoda; Insecta; Diptera; Culicidae
Gene: Obp73a
Product: general odorant-binding protein 70
Exons: 4
Coding region: 1-615 (204 amino acids)
Molecular function (GO): odorant binding
Source: RefSeq, a predicted model, not a curated record
AUGAAGUGUCAGCGCUCCUGGGCUCCAACCGUACUGCUGCUGCUGUGGAUGACGAUCGCCUGCAGCGACCUGCAGCCGGUGGUCCGGGCCGAUGCACCGAAAAAGCGAUGCCUCACGAAGCCGACCGUCUCGAAGAAGGUGGACAUGGUGAUCUACCAGUGCCAGGAGGAGAUCAAAUCGGACCUGAUCGAGGAUGCGCUCAAGAUCUUCACGGCGGAACAUGGCCAUUGGCACGAUAAGCGCCGGAAGCGGGAUGCCACAGAGGGAGCGUUGGACUUCUCUCACCCGACGAUCGUUUCGCAUGAAGACAAGUGGAUCGCUGGCUGCCUGAUGCAGUGUGUGUACCGCAAAAAUGACGCUAUCGACAAAAACGGCUGGCCAACGCUGGAUGGGCUGGUCAGUCUCUAUACGGAUGGGGUCAACGAGCACGGUUACUUCAUGGCCACGCUGCGAGGCGUCGAUCGCUGUCUCAAGGGAACAUCUAAAAAGUAUCAAAUCAAACGGAACGAUGCAGCAGAAAACUUCGAGCAGUGUGAGGUGGCCUUCGAUGUGUUUGAUUGCAUUUCGGACAUGAUCACGGACUACUGCAGCGGCCAGUCGGAGCAUGAUCACUAA